Vittaforma corneae ATCC 50505 is the source of this 372-nucleotide messenger RNA. RefSeq lists its product as uncharacterized. Gene Ontology annotation, biological process: P450-containing electron transport chain. Gene Ontology annotation, cellular component: mitochondrion. The record is from RefSeq and is a predicted model, not a curated record. The transcript has a single exon. Lineage: Eukaryota; Fungi; Microsporidia; Nosematidae. The coding region runs from base 1 to 372 and encodes 123 amino acids. Gene Ontology annotation, molecular function: 2 iron, 2 sulfur cluster binding.
AUGGCACUAGAGAGGGUCAAGAAUACCGUAAAUAUCUUUUUCAAACAUCUUGAUAAAAUUUUCAAAGUUCAAGCUGAAAAGGGCAAGUCUCUGCUGCACGUUGCCCAUGCCAACAAUGUGCCAUUGGAAGGUGCAUGUGAAGGAAACCUUGCAUGCUCAACAUGCCAUGUGGUUUGCGAUAAAUCGGUGUUCAGAGAAGAAGAAAUUUCAGAGCGAGAAAACGAUCUAUUGGAUCUAGCCUACGGCUUGAAACCUACAAGUAGACUUGGAUGCCAAGUUGUGGUUGAUGAUUAUAUGAAAGACAAGACGUUUGAGAUUCCAAGAGCCACGAGAAAUCUGGCGGUGGAUGGAUAUAGGCCGCCGAUACACUAA